Molecule: messenger RNA, 1486 nt
Organism: Eruca vesicaria subsp. sativa (arugula)
Lineage: Eukaryota; Viridiplantae; Streptophyta; Magnoliopsida; Brassicales; Brassicaceae
Source: the annotation of a GenBank genome assembly
CCGGAAUUGAAGGGACAAAAGUGGGGCGGAGUCAAUAAUAUGUCUGAUUGAUAUUACCAAACUCAAAACUUCACUUUCUUCCUCUAAUCACUCUCUCCGCUUUCUCGCUUUCCUCUCCCACCUUUGGUCGUACGUCUAAACAUAAAAACACAAGUCUUUAUCUCGGUGUGGUCUUUAAAUCCCUCAUUUUUCUUGCAAUCAUACAUAUCCUCUUGACCAAACAAAAGCAAGGCUUUGAGUGAGAAACCUCAGAUCAAACUGGUGGGUGGAAGAGAGAACAGGUCUUGAGACUCCCAUUCUUGAUAUUUAUAAAUAAAAAAAAUGAGUGCAGCGGCUACAAUGCACAUGCCCCGAGAAGGCUCAAACUACGAUGAGAUCUCUAUGCAACAGAGUAUGCUCUUCUCUAAUAAUCUUCAGGAUCUUAAGAAUCUGAGGACACAACUGUAUUCAGCAGCUGAGUACUUCGAACUAUCAUACACAAACGAUGGAGACACACAAUCAGUCGUGGAGACACUGAAAGAUUAUGCGAUAAAGGCUCUGGUGAAUACAGUUGACCAUUUGGGAUCUGUUACAUAUAAAGUGAAUGAAUUUGUCGAUGAAAAAGUUGAUCAAGUAACUGAAACCGAGCUGCGAGUAGCUUGCAUCGAACAGAGGCUACGGAUGUGUCAAGAGUAUAUGGAUCAUGAAGGUCGUUCUCAGCAAUCACUUGUCAUCAACACUCCAAAGUUCCACAAGCGUUACAUUUUGCCUUCUGGUGAGAUCAAGAUGGGUGGUAACCUCGGAAAGCUCAAGAGUGUUGAAAGUAGUUUUGGUGAAGAAGCUGAAUGGAACCAGUUCAGAGAUGCUGUUCGUACUACAAUUCGGGAAACGCCUCCACCACUCCUUAGAAAACCGGUACUACCGUCUCCUCCUCAACGCAAAACACAACGUUCAGCAACCUUUUCAUUCUCCUCUAUCUCCAACAUGGCACCAAAGAAAGAACAAGAUAAACGAGCAGUGUCACCUCACCGGUUUCCACUGCUAAGAUCUGGUUCGGUUGCUAUCAGACCGACAUCAGUCAGCAGGCCAACGACUCCUAGCAAGAGUAGAACAAUAACUCCUAAACGGUAUCCGUCAGAGCCGAGAAGAUCAGCUUCGGUUCGGGCUGCGUUUGAGAAAGAAGCUCAGAAAGAACCAGAGCAGCAGCAGCAGCAGCAACAACAACCGAGUAAGAGCAAACGGUUGCUUAAGGCGUUGCUUAGCCGACGCAAAACCAAGAAGGAUGAAACUCUUUACACUUACUUGGAUGAAUAUUGAACAGAAGUUGAUUUUUGUAUUGCUAAACUGGAAAUUUGUUUCCAAUUUUCAUUGCCUUUUCUGUUACAUAAUAAUAUCAAUAUAUAUGCUUUGUGUGAACUUUUUUUUUUGUAUAACGUGCGUCUGUCAAAAUGUGAAUGCAAUAUAUUCUUACAAAGAUAUUGAAAAAGUACAAGAGAUAAUGUUCGAG